Rhinocladiella mackenziei CBS 650.93 is the source of this 1857-nucleotide messenger RNA. RefSeq lists its product as uncharacterized. Gene Ontology annotation, biological process: protein polyubiquitination; ubiquitin-dependent protein catabolic process; positive regulation of proteasomal ubiquitin-dependent protein catabolic process. The record is from RefSeq and is a predicted model, not a curated record. Gene Ontology annotation, cellular component: ubiquitin ligase complex; cytoplasm. Gene Ontology annotation, molecular function: ubiquitin conjugating enzyme binding; ubiquitin protein ligase activity; zinc ion binding. Lineage: Eukaryota; Fungi; Ascomycota; Eurotiomycetes; Chaetothyriales; Herpotrichiellaceae. The coding region runs from base 1 to 1857 and encodes 618 amino acids. The transcript has a single exon.
AUGCAUUAUCCACCUAGCACUCACCUCGUGGAUGGAGAUGGCGACGUUGUCAUGGCUGAUGAACACCCUGACGGAGACGCGAAACCGUACCAGAACGCCCGCCGUCAAAGCUUUGCACAUCGACAGGAAAAUCUUCCACAGGGUUUUCCGGAGGGAAGCUCUGUUUGGACCGAAGCAGUUUACCGAUUCGCGCCGCGCUGGGAGCACGACGCGAUGCUCCCGGGAAACGGUAAACCGUCUUUCGCAAACUCGGCUUCGGCUGGCUCAAAUGUGUUUGGAAGUAUGCGACAUCUGCCGCCUCCCCAACCGAGGGCGGUAGCUACUGGACAGACAUUUCAACCGGUUCAACCAGAGCAAAACAAUCGAUCCAUCUAUUCUCGACCAAACCCACCGAGUCCGACCUCGAUCAGCACAACGACGGGAGAGGCAACACCGUCACCAUCACUUCCGCCGCUAUCCUCCGUCCUUCCCAGUCUCGCAUACAUGGAUUUAGUCGGACGUCCCCACUUUCCCUCGCAGGGACAGUCAUCGCCCGGCUCCGGCAUGGCUGGUCAACCACCAUCAACAUCAUCUUCUCUCGAAGAAGGUCUUUUGCAGCCACUACCCGGCUUCGGCGAAUCGGCUCGGCGUUCUGAGUCACCACCCCUGAGGAAGACACAUGACUCAUCUGGCGAAGCAACCGUGAUCAAACUGGCUGCAUUUUCAACAUUUCACCGCGAGUUGUCCCCUGGAAUACGUGAUGCAGGCCCACCGUUUCGAGAUAUGCGCAACCUGGGACAAUUUCCGAUUCCAAAUAUGGGUUCUCCCAACACCAACAUCAUGGAAGAUCAAGAACAGCCACCACCAACACCACGACCUCGACAUCGCCGUCGCAUGUCUCGUCCACCCAUCCCCCGGGUUCGAUGCAAUGCGUGCAUGGAAGAAUUCAAAGUGGACGACUUGCUGAAUCUUGCCUGCGCCUGUCGUUAUUGUACACCGUGUCUGAACCUCGCAUUCCGAGCCGGCUGUGCCAAUAUGGCCUCAUUCCCUCCAAAAUGCUGUGGGAAACCAUUGCGAAUCUCUGUCUGGGGCAGUAUACUUGACGCCGAUGUCCUGGAUCGGUACAAAGAGAUCGAGGUGGAGUUCGGCGCCAAUCGCCCUCUAUAUUGCGCUUCACUGACCUGCUCUGCGUUUAUUCCUGACCAUGAACAUAUUCUUCUACACGACGUCGCAGCAUGUCCGCGGUGUCAGAAAGUGACGUGUAAACGGUGCCGAAAAUUAAUGGACACACAUACCCACUGGGAUGCCAAGGAGCGUGUUUGCCCUGAGGACGACGCGGAUUUGAUGGCUCUGUUCGCACUCGGAAACGAGAAGAAAUGGAAACAAUGCCCGACUUGUUUGAACAUGGUGGAACGCAUCGAAGGGUGUAAUCAUAUGGAUUGUAUCUGUGGGGUGGAGUUUUGCUAUCGAUGCGGAGAGCUUUUCGACGAAGACGAUUCGUGCGAAUGUGACCCGAAUAAUUGGGAGGGUGAUGACGAUGACGAUGUUGACGACGCGAGAGAAGAUGGCGGCGGAGACAAUACACAUGAUGGUGAAGAUAGUGAGGAAGAUGAGUGGCCCAAUUUCCGUCUCGCGGUCGAUGCUCUGGGUAGACCUGCGUGUUUCCACUGGGAAACGGAUUCAAUAGGAAGUGAGGCUCAAUUUCCGUGUCAUGGAUGCUUGAGAUCUCGACCGUUACAAAGUUGCACGUCUUGUGCAGUUGAGCUUUGCGAAAGUUGUCUGGACAGCGUUCAAAGCAGGGGAAGAUCGAGAGACGGAGUCGACGAAGACGAUGGUAACGCCGACCUAUGGGUUAGCCCUUCGAACGGUGAUGACUAA